AUGUCCUACAUCAAGUCAGGCGUCGAGGAGGGCGCUGAACUUCUCUGUGGAGGGAAGCGUUUGGGAGAUAAGGGGUGCUUCAUCGAGCCAACAGUGUUCGGCAACGUGAAAGAUCAUAUGAGGAUAUCUAGAGAGGAGAUUUUCGGGCCAGUUAUGCAGAUCGCCCCAUUCGACACCAUGGAAGAGGUCGUCAGGAGAGCUAAUGAUACUCCAUUUGGUCUGGCUGCGGGUAUAUGCACUCGCAACAUCGGUAAGGCUACCAGAAUUGCCAAGGAGCUCAAGGCCGGUACAGUAUGGGUCAAUUGUUACCUUAACCUCGAUGCAGCAGCAGCCUUCGGUCGUUAUAAACUGUCAGGAUGGGGACGUGAAAAUGGAGCGGAGGGUCUUGAGAAUUAUCUCGAGACUGAGUCAAUCAUGUGGCCCGUUGACGAAACCAUUAUUUGA
This is a messenger RNA of Perkinsus marinus ATCC 50983, 444 nucleotides long. RefSeq names its product aldehyde dehydrogenase, putative. Lineage: Eukaryota; Perkinsozoa; Perkinsida; Perkinsidae. The record is from RefSeq and is a predicted model, not a curated record. Bases 1 to 444 code for a protein of 147 amino acids. The transcript is spliced from 5 exons. Gene Ontology annotation, molecular function: oxidoreductase activity, acting on the aldehyde or oxo group of donors, NAD or NADP as acceptor.